Tachysurus vachellii is the source of this 2851-nucleotide messenger RNA. RefSeq names its product hyccin 2. The coding region runs from base 363 to 2072 and encodes 569 amino acids. Lineage: Eukaryota; Metazoa; Chordata; Actinopteri; Siluriformes; Bagridae. The record is from RefSeq and is a predicted model, not a curated record. The transcript has 13 exons. Gene Ontology annotation, cellular component: plasma membrane. Gene Ontology annotation, biological process: protein localization to plasma membrane; phosphatidylinositol phosphate biosynthetic process.
UUAGUGGUCAGCUGAGAAGCUGCAAAGGAGAUGAGAGAGGUUCAGAUAGACAGUCAACACGAGAUGGUUGUGAUGUCCUGACACUGAUGCGCUCGCAGGAGUAAAGGUGCUUACUCUAAGUACUGUUAUGCGUGAGUGUGCGUGUGUGCGUGUGUGCGUGUGCGGGUAUCUGCGUGAGGACGCUCCGGAGCGUCUGCGCACUGCAGACUGGGCCGCACACGGAGACCUCCUCAAACCUGCCCUCUUCAUACGCGCUUCCCUGCAGCAUCACACCGAUAGUUUGAGCGGCACUCGCUAGAUCAGCAGACAUUGUGAUGAUGAAUCCGAGCAUGCUCACCCUUCCUUUACACAACUAAAACGCCAUGCUAUGUCUAGAGCGUGGGGUGGUGGAGGAAUGGCUCUCAGAAUUCAAGACAUUACCUGAUGAUCUGAUCCCUGGCUAUACUUGCUGCCUCCGCCUGAAGAAAGGUCUUGUGCCUGCGCUAUAUGCUGUAAUACAGGAGCAACCUAGCAGUGAGCUUUUGGCUCCAGUGUGUCACCAGCUGUUUGAACUGUACCGGAGCACAGAGGUGGGACUACGCCGCUUCACAUUGCAGUUUCUUCCAGAGCUGAUCUGGGUGUACCUGCACCACGCUGCCAGCAGGGAGCGUCACCGCAACGGCUGUGUAGAGGCUCUGUUGCUGGGAAUUUAUAACCUGGAGAUUGUGGACAGUAAAGGAAACAGCAAGCUUUUGUCCUUCACCAUACCCUCUCUCUCUAAACCAUCCAUAUACCAUGAGCCUUCCAGUCUGGGCUCCAUGGCUCUGACAGAGGGAGCUCUUAGCCAGCAUGACCUGAUCAGAGUGGUCUACAGUGGCCUACUGCCCCAGAGAGAGACCUUUACAUCUCAAAACAGGUUUGAGGUGCUGUCUUUCCUCAUGCUCUGCUACAACUCAGCUGUGGUCUACAUGCCAGCAUCGUCCUAUCAAUCAGUCUGCAGAAUGAGCUCGCGAUUGUGUGUAUGUGGCUACCCACGUCAGCAGCAGAAGUUGUGGAGAGAAUCGUGCAACCGUGUGCGUCUGGAUCCGGAGUUAAUGGUGCAGAUGCUGACUGCAGUUUAUCAUGCCAUCUACAACGGCCAAUGGGAACUCGGAAGAGAAGCUUUGGAGGACAUCUUGUAUAGAGCACAACUAGAGCUAUAUGCCAAGCCUUUACUAAUAGCAAAUGCGAUGAGAUGUUCCCUGCCACCUCGACCACCGGAGGGCACACGGAAUCUUCUGGAGGUUGAAGCCACACCCACAAACAAAUGCGUCUCAUUGACGGCCAUCACUGCUGCGUCCAUCCGCAGGCUCCGCUGGAAACGAGAAGGCUGUUUUGAUUUUUUGACCUCGGUGGACUUCUAUUCCUCUAUUGCACCAAGUCAGUUCUCUCCACUGAAAACAACACCCAGCCUGGUGCCCGGUGGGUGGAUCAGGAACACCAUCCGCAGAACAUUGAGAGGGGAAGCUGAUGGUAUGAGCUGCGGUGAGGAUUCAUUUGACCCAGAUGAGGGCUUUUCUUCCGGGGCGUCCAGCAGUAGCCAGCCCAGCAGUAUGAAGAGGGACCGGGUGGCCGGAGUGCGCCUGUCCCGGGACCCAGCAGUGUGGCAGAGAGAGAGCACAUCUGCUGAAACCAGAGCUGCUUUAUGUAGGCGUCACCGACACCACCACUCGCCUCCUCCAGCCAUCACACUCUGCACUGCAGAGAACAGCAGAAGUCCCAGUCCCAGCAUGGCUAGAAGGUUCCUAGACCCCCAUUACCUGCCCCCAUUCACUGGUCCUUCAGCCAGAACUGCUAGCACAUCUUCCAGUAAAUCCCUGGACUGCACUGGCUUCAAUGGCUCAUCUGGGCCCACAGAUAGCAUGUCAUUUGGGAGCCUGAGUGCAGAUAGGGCUCACUGUUUGUCAGCUAUCAGCCUACAGGAUAUGCAAAGAAGACAGGCAUCAAGAAGCCAGGAUCUGCUCUCGUCUGGAAGUCCAUUUUCUUCUGCAAGCCCUCUGUCCAAACAGUCUCGCUCAUCCAGUUUUAAUAUGCAGAUUAUAUCACAAGUGUAGACAAAUCUGUGUGUCAAUGUGUCUUUUUGUGAGGAUGUGGGUCUGAGUGUUGUUGACUGAAAUACCGUGCAUGUGUCUGAGCAUGUCUUUGUAUGUGUUAAAUGGUUCUACCCUGAUCUAUGAACGUAUGUAUGUAUGAGAGAGAAAGUGUGUGUGUAUGUGUGUGUGUGUGUGUGCACAAGAGAGAAAGAUGCAAGGUGCAUGUAUGUGUACAUAUAGCAAAUAACUUACAAUUACACCAUUAUGCACUGGCAGUUUUUCCUGAAGAAAUAAGGUUUUGCACUGUACUUCCCCAUGUGGUUAUCAUACAAUGUGCCAUAACACAUACAGUAUGAAGAGGAAUUCCACUUCCAAAUCCUGCUGUAUCUUAACAAUAGUCUCAAGAACUGACAAUCACAUGAACUGAAUGAUGAGUGGCCUGACAAUGCAUGAUCCAAAGAAUCAAAUGUGUGAGACUCCAGGAGGUAUAAAAGAAGCUCCUUGAAUUUAAUUGCUGUAAAUGUUAUGGACUGAGCCUGCUUGUGUUUGUCCUACUGAUCCUACCAGCUGAAAUGGGUGGAGAAACGUGCAAUCCGUUGAAAAGCCACAUCAUGUAAUGAACGAUAUAGAUUAUAUUCUUUGAAUCAAGUUUAUAUCUCAAACUAAAUGUGUACAUUUAUGUAAAUGAAUAUAUAUUGUAUGAUAGGAAGAGUUAUAUGCUGUGACAAUAUCUCUAUAUUGCUUGUACAGAGUUGAAGAUUUAUCUGUUCACUGGUGAAUAAAUACAUUGUGAUGAUGAA